Trichomycterus rosablanca is the source of this 1224-nucleotide messenger RNA. RefSeq names its product replication factor C (activator 1) 3 (gene rfc3). Gene Ontology annotation, biological process: DNA-templated DNA replication; DNA repair. NCBI's taxonomy places the organism in Eukaryota, Metazoa, Chordata, Actinopteri, Siluriformes, Trichomycteridae. The record is from RefSeq and is a predicted model, not a curated record. The transcript is spliced from 9 exons. Gene Ontology annotation, molecular function: ATP hydrolysis activity; DNA clamp loader activity; DNA binding. The coding region runs from base 76 to 1146 and encodes 356 amino acids. Gene Ontology annotation, cellular component: nucleus; DNA replication factor C complex.
UUCAGAUUAGCGGGAGCAGCUCUCACACGUAGCAGGUUAGCCGCCGGUGUUUAGUGCACUUAAAUAUCUUAAAUCAUGAGUUUAUGGGUGGAUAAAUACAGACCAACAUCUCUGGCGAAGCUGGAUUAUCAUAAAGAACAAGCAAACCAGCUGAGAAAUUUGGUACAAUGUGGCGACUUCCCUCACCUUCUUGUUUACGGACCGUCCGGCGCUGGAAAGAAGACCCGGAUCAUGUGUCUGCUCCGGGAGUUGUACGGUUCAGGGGUGGAGAAGCUCCGCAUCGAACACCAGUCCAUCACUGCACCUUCGAAAAAGAAAAUCGAAAUCAACACGAUCGCCAGUAACUAUCAUUUGGAGGUCAAUCCGAGUGACGCGGGGACCAGCGACCGCGUCGUUAUCCAGGAGCUGAUCAAGACGAUGGCGCAGUCCCAGCAGAUUCAGUCCAGCACACAGAGAGAGUUCAAGGUGGUGCUGCUGACCGAAGUGGACCGGCUGACCAAGGACGCGCAGCACGCCCUACGCCGAACCAUGGAGAAGUACAUGACUACCUGUCGUCUCAUCCUGUGCUGUAACUCCACCUCCAAGGUCAUCUCGCCCAUCAGGAGCAGGUGCCUGGCUGUCAGGGUGCCGCUGCCCAGCUCGGAGGAGGUGUGCAGCGUUCUGAUGGGCGUGUGCAAAAAGGAAGGUCUGCUGCUCCCGGCUGAGCUGGCCAAACGGAUCGCAGAGAAGUCGGGACGCAACCUGCGCAAAGCUCUGCUGAUGUGCGAGGCCUGUCGAGUCCAACAGUACCCGUUCUCUCCAGAUCAGGAAAUCCCCCAAACGGACUGGGAGGUGUUCCUCAGAGAGACGGCCAACGCCAUCGUGAACGAGCAGAGCCCACAAAGACUCCUGGAGGUCCGAGCGAGACUCUACGAGCUCCUGACCCACUGCAUUCCAGCAGAAAUCAUCAUGAAGGGCCUGGUGUCCGAGCUGCUGAGUAACUGCGACGGUCACCUGAAACCCGAGGUGGCUCAGCUGGCCGCUUACUACGAGCACCGACUGCAGCUGGGCAACAAGGCGAUUUACCACCUGGAGGCCUUCGUGGCCAAGUUCAUGGCCAUCUAUAAGAAGUUUAUGGAGGACGGACUGGAUAACUUCAUGUUCUGAACUCUCUGGUUACAUCUGCGUGUUCUCUUUUCUAAAAAUAUAUAUUUUUGUUUACUGAAUAAACGUUUUUCUCUGGUG